GAAAGAAAAAAAAAAGGCCGAGGUCAAAAAAGAGAAAGCCUUUGGUUUCCUUUUUUCCAGAACUAAAAUUGCUCUUCCUCGAGAGUCAAUUGAUACUUCUCCAUCAUCAACGAUAAGAGACAGAUAGGCAACAGAGUUUCAUUACAGAUUCCACCACCCCCAACGACCUUCUUGUACGGACCAAACUCCUCCCCAAUCAUCAUUCUCAACUCCUUCGAUUCGGAUCCAUUCUCUCAAUCCUCGAUUUCUCCGACUGGUAGAGAAAUGGCUAGCUCAAAGGGAACACAGAGUGUGAAAGACUUGAUGCACCCAGGCAAAAACGCUUUGCUCCCUCCAAAGAUUCCGUUUCCUACCGUUUCAGCACCAUACUCAGAGUAUAUCCCGCUUGGUUCAAGGCACCACGGUCACAAACUUAAUGAUGAGAAACCGCACCACCACCACCACCAUCAGCGGACUUCCUCCGAGAGCGAUUUGGUAGAAGAGCCUCCCUUCUGGCUAGAUGAUCUUCUCAAUGAGCCAGAGAGUCCUGUUCGCAAAUGCGGUCAUCGGCGUUCGUCCAGUGACUCUUACGCUUACCUAGACAUGGCUAAUGCGAAAAACAUUAGCUUGACUCUCCAAAACGAUUUCAGCUAUAGGAACACAGGUUCUUCCACUCAAAGAGGAGGGGUUCAUGAGCUUGAUUGGAACCAAAAUGCUGCCUUCUACUCUGAUUCUAAUUUUUUAAAUCAGACGAAUCGACAGAGGGAUUCUUUGGUGGCAGCAUCUGGUCCUCGUCCUUCUUGGCAACCUUUCACUAGAGAGAGUGUUGGUGGAAAACACAUGGGAUCAUCAUCAUAUAUGCCUCAAGAAGCACCAGAGACAAAGAACUACGCCAAAACUCUUUCCCAUGACGCUAAAAAGUUCUCUCCUGAGCAAAAACACUCCAAUGCUCAGCCUGUGACUUGUGAUGCUGACAAUACAAGACGUGCCAAACAGCAAUUUGCACAACGAUCACGGGUCCGUAAGCUCCAGUACAUAUCUGAACUAGAAAGGACUGUACAAGCAUUGCAGGCAGAAGGCUCAAAAGUUUCAGCUGAUCUUGAUUUUCUCAAUCAGCGGAAUCUUAUUCUCAGUAUGGAAAAUAAAGCUCUCAAGCAGCGUCUAGAAAGUAUAGCUCAGGAGAAGCUGAUCAAACAAAUGGAACAGGAGCUGUUGGAGAAGGAAAUUGGAAGACUACGUGCUCUGUAUCAGCAGCAGCAACAACAACAAACUCAACAACCACCAGCGAGUCACAAACGUGCCAGUAGCAAAGAUCUCGACUCUCAGUUCUCGAGUCUUUCCUUAAACAGCAAGGAUUCCAACUCUAGCCGCGACUCUGUAUCAGUGACGAGUCAAUUUCACUUUUAGUCAAUGAAUCUCUCUCUACCACCAACUGGUUCAUUAGAUCUUUAAGGGCCUGGCGUUUCAACAAGAGCAGGUCAAUCACUUUUUCCGUUUCCUGUAUUAUUUCCAGCACUUGCUUUUGGUGGGUUUAGUUGGAAGAUCAAGACACCUCGACUUCAUUUAUCUGGUGAUUGUUGUAGCGACUUGUGCUGUGGGACGAAUGUAUCGGAACCCUGACAAUAGUAGUAACACUGAUAUGUGGAGUUGUACUAUGAUAUCUACUGUCUGUUUGUUUGUUUGUAUUUUAUGUUACUGGUAAAAUGGUGCAUCCCCUUCGAGUGAAUGCUUCAUGUAAAGUUGAUGACAUUCUCUGUUGUAAGGUCUUUCAAGUGUCGAGUCGAGAUAUUUUAUUGCUUCAGAAUUUGCCUUGGUACUUGUAUCUUCAUUUAUAUGCUU
Molecule: messenger RNA, 1818 nt
Organism: Brassica rapa (field mustard)
Lineage: Eukaryota; Viridiplantae; Streptophyta; Magnoliopsida; Brassicales; Brassicaceae
Biological process (GO): regulation of DNA-templated transcription
Molecular function (GO): DNA-binding transcription factor activity
Source: RefSeq, a predicted model, not a curated record